Molecule: messenger RNA, 1485 nt
Organism: Caenorhabditis remanei
Lineage: Eukaryota; Metazoa; Nematoda; Chromadorea; Rhabditida; Rhabditidae
Exons: 7
Coding region: 1-1485 (494 amino acids)
Biological process (GO): aldehyde metabolic process
Cellular component (GO): cytoplasm
Molecular function (GO): aldehyde dehydrogenase (NAD+) activity
Source: RefSeq, a predicted model, not a curated record
AUGGCGUUCACUGAACUUGUUGAAACUCAACGCAAGUAUUUCCGUACAGGAGAGACGAAGCCGAUUCCAUUCAGAAAGCAACAGCUUUUGAGACUCAAAAAAUUUAUUGAAGAAAACCGUGAGGCUUUGUCCGAGGCAGUAUGGAAGGAUUUGAGAAGACGUCACGAAUCGACAGAAAUUCUUGAAAUCGGAAUGACCAUUGGAGAAAUCGACUACUUCUUAAAAAAUAUCGAUGAAUGGGCCAAACCAACUCAUGUUGAAAAGACAUUCACAACCGCAUUGGAUAAGCCAGUUAUCGAGAAAGAUCCAAAAGGAGUCGUACUCAUUGUCUCACCAUGGAACUAUCCAGUUUCUAUGAUUCUUCUUCCAAUGGUUCCAGCUCUUGCUGCUGGAAAUACCGUAGUUAUCAAACCAUCCGAGUUGUCUGAAAACGUGGCUGCCACUUUCGAGAAGCUAAUUCCAAAGUAUUUUGAUUCGAAAUACGUAGCCGUUGUGAACGGAGGAAUCCCUGAAACCACCGACUUGCUCAAAGAGAGAUUCGAUCAUAUUCUCUACACAGGAUGUCCACCAGUCGCCAAGAUCAUCAUGACCGCUGCUGCUAAACACUUGACACCAGUCACUUUGGAAUUGGGAGGAAAAUGCCCAGUCGUCGUCGAAGAUGAUGCUGAUAUCGAUAUCUCCGCGAAACGUAUUGCGUGGGGUAAAUGGCUGAACUGUGGACAGACUUGUCUCGCACCAGACUACAUUCUGGUCAACAGCACUGUCAAGCCGAAGCUUGUUGCUGCUAUCCGCAAAUAUGUCAAUGAGUUCUAUGGGGAAGAUAUCAAAGCAAGCAAGGAUUACUCAAGAAUCAUCAACCAAAGACAUUUCGACCGUAUCACAGGACUUCUCGACAAAACACAGGGAGCUGUUCUUCUUGGAGGAGAGAGCGAUCGUGCAGACCUUUACAUCCCACCAACUAUCUUGGAUGUCGAGAAGACUGAUCCUUUCAUGCAUGAUGAAAUUUUCGGACCAGUCUUGCCAAUCAUCACUGUCAAGUCUUUCUCGGAAUCUUUGGAGUAUAUUGCUGAUGGAGAGAAGCCACUUGCUGCUUACAUCUUCACGAGAAAUGAAGCUAAAGUGAAGAGACUUUUGAAUGAAACUAGCAGUGGAGGUGUUACAGUCAAUGAUAUCCUUAUGCAUAUCACUGUUGACACCCUUCCGUUUGGAGGUGUUGGAGUUUCCGGAAUGGGACGUUAUCGUGGAAAGUUCGGAUUCGACACUUUCACUCAUGAGAAGUCUGUUCUUCAUAGAGGAUUCUUCGGAGAAUCUUUGCAAGCUUCUCGAUAUCCACCACUAAAUCAACAGAAGCUAGAUCAAAUGCGACGUUUGACAGGAAAACGCAUUUCGCUGAAUCUGAUCAAUGUGGCCACACUGCCUAUCGUCAUGGCCUCUUUCGUGUUUGGAAUGUUGUUCCAGGUAUGCCGUCGUUCCCUUUCCGACUAA